UUGAGCAUAGACAAUGCCCACUCAAGUCUAGACCUCUUCUCAAAGCACUUCUCCGUCGCCACUCUCACUCCCAGUUCGCUGUCGAUUGCUGAUAUUAAAGCCCUCAAGUGUCCCCGUCGACGGUCAGCUGGAGUAUUGUACUCUAACUAGAUCUCGACGGAAGUUACCGAUCGGAGACGGAGCCUUUCACCCACUUUCAGCCUUCUCGUUUGCACUGAACCAUGGGAAUUGAGGAAAGAUGGUGUGUGGUAACUGGAGGACGGGGCUUUGCUGCUCGGCAUUUGGUUGAAAUGCUACUCCAAUACAAUACGUACUCUGUUCGGAUCAGUGAUUUGGGAGCUAACAUUGAACUUGAGCCAGCUGAAGAAUCAGGAAUUCUUGGUGAAGCUUUACGCUCGGGUCGUGCCCAGUAUAUGACUUUAGAUCUUCGUAACAAGGCCCAAGUACUUAAAGUAUGUGAAGGAGCUGAGGUUGUGUUCCAUAUGGCUGCUCCAAACUCUUCCAUUAACAAUUUUAUGCUUCAUCAUUCAGUCAAUGUUGAAGGGACAAAAAAUGUCAUCAAUGCUUGUGUUGAGCUCAAAGUGAAGCGACUUAUCUAUACGAGCUCUCCUAGUGUGGUUUUUGAUGGUGUUCAUGGAAUUCUUAAUGGAGAUGAAUCACUGCCUUAUCCCGCUAAGCAUAACGAUCAUUACUCUGCAACUAAAGCAGAAGGGGAGGCAUUGGUCAUUAAGUCUAAUGGGACUGAGGGGCUUCUAACAUGCUGCAUACGCCCCAGCAGCAUUUUUGGGCCUGGAGAUAAACUGUUUGUGCCUUCAUUAGUUGAAGCUGCUAGGGCAGGGAAAUCAAAGUUCAUUAUUGGUGAUGGCAAUAACCUUUAUGAUUUCACUUACGUUGAAAAUGUGGCACAUGCCCAUAUAUGUGCCGAUCGAGCUCUAGCUUCGGAAGGGACAGUUGCAGGAAAAGUCUCAGGGCAGGCCUAUUUCAUCACAAAUAUGGAACCUAUAAGGUUUUGGGAGUUUAUGUCACUUGUUCUGGAAGAUCUUGGAUAUGAAAGGCCGAGAAUAAAGAUCCCUGUCUUUGUUAUUAUGCCAAUUGCGCAUAUGGUGGAGUGGGCUUAUAGGCUGCUAGGUCCAUAUGGGAUGAAGGUUCCACAGUUGACACCUUCAAGAGUAAGACUUUUGUCUUGCAGCAGAACUUUUAAUUGCUCAAAAGCAAAGGAUAGCAUUGGCUACACACCCAUCAUAACACUUCAGGAGGGUCUACAAAGGACUAUUAAAUCGUAUCCACAUUUGAGAGCUGAAAAUCAGCUUAAUACUAAAAGAGAAGGGCCUUCCAAAGCUUCCAUAUAUCUUGGAAGUGGAAGAGUUGCUGACACAUUGCUCUGGAAGGAUAAGAAGCAAACUGUCACUGCAUUGUUAGUUUUGUUUGCCGUAUACUACAACUUCAUUGCAUCCGGGUCUACUGUUGUUACUGCUCUUUCAAAGCUUCUAUUGUUCACAUCAGUCUUUUUAUUUGUCCACAGCAUUCUACCUGAAAAAAUGUUGGGAUAUACAAUUGAGAAAGUACCCGCAUCUUGGUUUCACUUAUCAGAAGAUAAGUCACAUCAAAUUGUUUUCUCCCUUGCUUCUUCAUGGAAUUUCGCUGUCAAUGUUUUGAAAUCUCUUGCAGAAGGGAAUAAUUGGGUGCUGUUUCUCAAGGUUACUGUAUCUCUCAUCAUUCUUAGCUUCCUUGGAGCCUUAUCAUUUCAGAAUACAUAUGUUAUAGGUACCCAAUAUUAAAUGGAAUUUGGAUUCUCUGAAGUGUAAAGCCUGUAAAGUGUUUUUCAAGUAAAGACAGUAAUAAAAUGAGAGGGAUUGUGUUGGGGACCUCUUUUUUCCAUUUUUUAACACCAUCUCUCUCUCAAUUCUCAGUUUAGCGAAUCCCAAUUCUAUCAAGUCAAAUGAUACAUGCAUUUGGUUAAUUUUGCAUCAUGCUUGAAACAUUAGGUAAAACUUUGAACAGUUUCAGGAAGCUCAUUUUGCAAGUCUAUUCGGUGCCUUGACACCAGAUACAAGUAAUAGAGCCAUGGCAUUUCUCUUCUGGGAUUGCUUAUAAAUUUUAUAAACCUCUUUCCGAAAAUUGCUAUUGUGAAUAUUAAAAUUGUUGAAGUGGGAUUUAUUUGUUUUUGGUGGUAAACUUGAGACUUUGAAUUCUUUACUCAUGUUAAUGCCAGUGCUUGCUGCCACAAUAUGAGCUUGUUUUUCUAGGCUGUUAUAAGCUUCCAUUUACCUAUUUGCUUUUCAUCAGUUCGGUGCUUGAAUGGAAACGUGAUAUACUGAACCAGUUAUUCUCAUGGGUACAGGAUUGCCUUUGCAUUUAUAGCUUUCUACGUAUAUGAGAAGAAGGAACAAGAAAUUGAUGCCCUAUUUCUGAAAACACAACAUUUCGGAUGCAAGUUAAAAUCUGACUUCAGUGGGAGGUUUCUUUCUUCAAAGAAGAUUGAUUGAUAGCUAGUAGCAUGUGUUUUUUUUUUCUUUGGGUUUGGCUAACAUGGGAAGUUGCGUCUUCAUUUGCUAGUUCUGUGGAUUUUUGUUUUGAUUGUUCGACAAAUCUAACAUGGAUUGCAAGCCUGCAUUGUUCGAAGUUCGCAAGCUUCUUAAAUGAGUUGUACUGAUUAGCUAUGGGGAAUGAAUUAAAGAAACUUAA
Messenger RNA from Prosopis cineraria, 2685 nucleotides. RefSeq names its product 3beta-hydroxysteroid-dehydrogenase/decarboxylase-like. Gene Ontology annotation, biological process: steroid biosynthetic process. Lineage: Eukaryota; Viridiplantae; Streptophyta; Magnoliopsida; Fabales; Fabaceae. Gene Ontology annotation, molecular function: 3-beta-hydroxy-Delta5-steroid dehydrogenase (NAD+) activity. Bases 222 to 1778 code for a protein of 518 amino acids. The record is from RefSeq and is a predicted model, not a curated record. The transcript is spliced from 13 exons.